Molecule: messenger RNA, 615 nt
Organism: Saccharomyces mikatae IFO 1815
Lineage: Eukaryota; Fungi; Ascomycota; Saccharomycetes; Saccharomycetales; Saccharomycetaceae
Gene: FAR3
Product: Far3p
Exons: 1
Coding region: 1-615 (204 amino acids)
Source: RefSeq, a predicted model, not a curated record
AUGAACGGUGGUGGUAAUGAUAAUUUUGACUAUCUCCUUCAAUUGACAAAAGCUUUAACGACAGAGUGCCGAGUGAAUAGGCAAGAGACUGAUCGAAUAGAGUUACUACUAAAGCGCCUUGCCAAACAAUCAGGGAUUUCUUACGAUAGAUUGAGUAAGAAUGUAACUCCGGACUCCUGGAAAGAUAAUAGAUCCCAGAUGGCAUCACCUCCUAAUGAGGCCCAACAAUUCAUUACCGAGAAUUUCAAAUUAAUAUACGAAAUUGAAAAGCAAGAGUACUUCAAUACUAAGGUUCUUGCACUAAUAAGCAAUAUAAAUGAACAUUUUUCAUACAUAAAAAACUUCAUUGACGAACAAAAUGCAAUAAAAGGACGAGAUAUUGUCACUUUUACAUCAGAGAAACUUGAUAAAAGGAAUAGAAAUCUUCAACAAAACUAUAAGUUAUUGAAGACAGAAAACGAAGAGACAAGCAAAAAAAUAAAGGCAAUUAUUGAACAGUUUGAAGCACUUUUGGGCGAGGUUAAUUGGGAGUGUAUACCUAAAGAUUCCAGAGAUUAUAUCCGCUUUCAAAAACAGUUAGAGUAUCUGCAAGACGUAUACCAGAUACUAAAAUAG